Molecule: messenger RNA, 1083 nt
Organism: Mytilinidion resinicola
Lineage: Eukaryota; Fungi; Ascomycota; Dothideomycetes; Mytilinidiales; Mytilinidiaceae
Product: DUF962-domain-containing protein
Exons: 4
Coding region: 207-791 (194 amino acids)
Biological process (GO): sphingoid catabolic process
Cellular component (GO): endoplasmic reticulum
Source: RefSeq, a predicted model, not a curated record
GCAGCGAACGACUCUGCUGUCCGCUAAUGUCGUGAGGCAGCUUGCAACGCUCUUGUGAAUCCUCUAGUUCUUGCGGUGUCGCCGGCCUCACUUCUGGCCGCUUUGUCCCUCUGCUCAUCAAAGCAUGCCCCGAACAGCUGCAAGACGCUGCCACUUUUGUUCUUUGUCUGCUUGAGGAAACCCUAACCCGGAACAACAUUCCCGCCAUGUCGCUCAACCUCGAGAAACAGCUCCUGUUCUAUGGAGCCUACCACUCCAACCCAGUCAAUAUUGGCAUUCACAUUACGUGCGUCCCAAUCAUACUGGUGACGUUCAUGCUCCUUGCCACCAAUUCUCCAAAUAUCCCGCUGCCUUCAUGGCUCUCCAUACCCUACUAUCCAUUGAACCUGGGUACCGUGGCUGCCUUGCUAUACUCCACGCUUUACGUCCUAAUGGAGCCCGUGGCUGGGACAGCGCUGUCACUGUUCAUCAUUCCUAGCACGGCGUAUUCGAACUACCUUACCUCGAUCUAUGGAGCCCCUGUGAACUACUGGGCGGCGGGCAUCAACGCGGUAGCCUGGAUUCUCCAAUUCAUUGGCCAUGGGAAGUUCGAGGGCAGGGCCCCAGCGCUCUUGGACAACCUCGUGCAGGCGUUGUUCCUCGCUCCGCUGUUCGUCUGGCUCGAAGUCUUGUUCUACUUCGGAUACCGCCCGGAAUUGAGGCGUCGGCUGGAUAAGGGGGUGGAGCAGGAGAUUCGGAAGUUCAAGCAAGAGAAGGAGGCUAAGGCGAACGGCGCGAAGAAGACGACCUAGUCAGCAGACGCCUUGAGAGGUGGGCUUUCCAAGGGCAUGGUGAUGGCUAAGCAGAUCGGCGGAACCGAGGGCGGGCUCAAUUUGGAGGAGGUUAUCACUCGGUGGGAAGCAUAGCUAUGACGGACCGUUUCAGCAGCGGCAAUUUCUAUCUAUGUGUGACGAAGCUAAAUUGGCAUCAAAAUACGACUGAGCAUCCCCAUUUGGAGGGGAGACGCUGGGGAAGGCAUUCCGGGAGUGAUUGGAGGAGAGGAGGCAUUUCUGAGCUGGGCAAUAAGCUGUGCAAUGCUGUGGG